AUGAACAACAAGAAGCAAACCUACAUGAUCCACUCUAUAUUGAUUCAAUCUUCUCUCCCUGUUUGUUUGUGUUCGGAUUCUUCAAUGACAACGAUCAAAACAAAUUUCAAAUGUUCACUCCGAGAUUUGGUGCGAAUUUUUAAAGAGGUAUCCAACAACAACAACCACAAAAAGCUCUCGUAUCACAACGUUGUGGAUGCUGAUCAUGUGACUGCUGGUGUCGAAUUGAGAAAGAGAUUUCCACAAGCCAUUCAUUGUUUCAGUAUUCACUCAGGAGUUACUUUUUCCGAUUCAUUAACUCUUGUGAAAGAACAUGAUGUCCUUACAAUUGGUUCUUCUAUAAAAAUUCAUGUGUUGGAAACUCCGGGACAUACGAAUGGUUGUGUUUCGUAUUAUUUGGAGGACAAAUCCAAAGUGUUUACUGGAGAUGCUUUAUUUAUCAGAGGUUGUGGAAGAUGUGAUUUUCAACAAGGAUCUUCCUCAACUCUUUAUGAUAGUAUUAUGAAACUUUACAACACUCUUCCAGAUUCCUGUGAAGUGUAUCCAGGACAUGAUUAUAAAGGAAUGACAAAAACUACAAUUGGAGAAGAGAAGAAAUUUAAUCCAAGAAUUUUCGCCACGCAAUCACGAGAAGGAUUUUGUGAAAUUAUGGAUAACUUAAAGUUGCCAAAACCAAGAUUUUUGGAUGUAGCAUUACCAGCGAAUUUACUUGGUGGAGUCAAACAACAAGAACAAUAA
Naegleria fowleri is the source of this 738-nucleotide messenger RNA. RefSeq lists its product as uncharacterized. The transcript is spliced from 4 exons. Gene Ontology annotation, biological process: hydrogen sulfide metabolic process; glutathione metabolic process. Gene Ontology annotation, molecular function: sulfur dioxygenase activity. The coding region runs from base 1 to 738 and encodes 245 amino acids. The record is from RefSeq and is a predicted model, not a curated record. NCBI's taxonomy places the organism in Eukaryota, Heterolobosea, Eutetramitea, Acrasida, Naegleriidae.